Messenger RNA from Penicillium odoratum, 1245 nucleotides. RefSeq names its product Zn(II)2Cys6 transcription factor rglT. The transcript has 2 exons. Lineage: Eukaryota; Fungi; Ascomycota; Eurotiomycetes; Eurotiales; Aspergillaceae. Gene Ontology annotation, molecular function: DNA-binding transcription factor activity, RNA polymerase II-specific; zinc ion binding; sequence-specific DNA binding. Bases 1 to 1245 code for a protein of 414 amino acids. The record is from RefSeq and is a predicted model, not a curated record. Gene Ontology annotation, biological process: positive regulation of transcription by RNA polymerase II. Gene Ontology annotation, cellular component: nucleus.
AUGGCAGACUCAGUAGUAUCUACUCACAAUGGAGAUUCUGUCAACUUUGAACCAAAACGGCAUGCGGCUUGCGACGAGUGCAGGAAACGAAAGUUGAAAUGCUCUGGGGAUCUUACUGGGUGCUCUCGCUGCUUGAAGCAAUCUAUUCCAUGCCACUAUUCUAUACAAAAGACUAUGGGCCGUCCACCCAAGAAGAGAGCUCGCGCAGACGACGAAGCUACCGAUUUCUCUACCCAAUCCAAUAAUAACUUCUGGCCCACUCCAGAUAAUACACCAAACUCCUUCCCUAUAGCUCCGGAUCCUAUCGCGUCAUCAGACGCACAUCAUCUUUGUCCCCAACUCUUUUGGCCACUACAUAGUGGCUCACCUUCGUCACAGCCCGCUCCCGAUCUACUAUCAGGAGAUAAAAACCACAACCACAUAUGGCACCCAGACAGGCUGAAGAACCCCAACCUCCCCGUCCCAACAUCUUCAAGCCCUUGGCCAGACUUUGCUACUGUGUCUCAGUCAUCAGCCAUGCCUUUCGCAGCCCCACCAAGCUUCUCCGAUAUACCUUCUCUCCCACUUACCCCGCCAUCUCUAUGUUCCGACUCCGCCCCGCCUCAAUGUACAUGUCUAUCCUAUCUCUACCUCUGCCUCAGCCAUAUCUCCUCUAUCGCCUCAUUUCCUGUCAACGACCAUACCCUCUGCUCUCUCUACAUCGCAGCUCGAACAGCGCAGGACGUCAUUCGCUGCGAGGCAUGUCCCAAAAACUUCUCCACGGGUGUGCAGAAUGUCAUGUUCACCGGUACCCUGUUGACAGUCGUCGCAGAUGCAUGGCUGCGCGUGUUCAAUAGCGAUCCCGCACAACUAGGCAUGCAGUCUGCCCCACCAGAGUAUAUAUCUCGCGUGCAGCAAAGUGCCGAUUCAGCACAGCUGUGGAAGAACUGGCUGCGACAGAUAGUGCGUCGAGCCGUCAUUGGCGGUCCCUAUGACCCGACUGUUUCCAGCCGGUGCGCCGCCCAGCCAUCCUUGCUCAGUCUGAUCAAUGAGGUUGAGAACCGGCAACGCCGCUGGCAUGAGCCUGGUGCUCAUCCAUUGUCAGCAAAUAACCCUUUCCAGUCCUUAAAUGGCGAACAGUCUACAGAGGAAAAAGAGUUGCUUUGCAUGCGAGUUGUUGGUAGUGCACGAGCGGUUAUCUCGAAAUUUAACUUCGAGCCCCAUGAAUUUCCUGAAGGUUCUGUUCUGGAGGGAUCAAUUCAGUAG